Nematolebias whitei (Rio pearlfish) is the source of this 491-nucleotide messenger RNA. It is a transcript of the gene ccl44, whose product is annotated as chemokine (C-C motif) ligand 44. The transcript is spliced from 5 exons. Gene Ontology annotation, cellular component: extracellular region. NCBI's taxonomy places the organism in Eukaryota, Metazoa, Chordata, Actinopteri, Cyprinodontiformes, Rivulidae. Gene Ontology annotation, molecular function: CCR chemokine receptor binding; chemokine activity. Bases 1 to 372 code for a protein of 123 amino acids. The record is from RefSeq and is a predicted model, not a curated record. Gene Ontology annotation, biological process: positive regulation of GTPase activity; monocyte chemotaxis; immune response.
AUGUUCAUCCUGCAGAUGUUGACUGUUCUCUGUCUCACUGCUGUCUUCCUGGCAUCUGUGGAAGCUAAAGGCGUGCAGAUGCAGAGGGAUGUCCAGUGCUGCAUGUUGUACUCCCAGGGCAAGGUGCGUACCAAGGAUGUGCUGCGGUUUGAGGUGCAGACCGAGGGGCCUGACUGCAGUAUACAAGCCAUCAUUCUUUACACAAAGAAGGCAGUGAAGUGCGCAGACCCCAGAGAUCGGAAGGUGAAGAGGUUGGUGAGGAAGCUCCAGCAGAGACAAAUCAAGGCGAUGAUGUGGCUCUUUCCUCGUGAUAACCUGCCCGUCAUGUCAGAGGACAAAAAAGACAACUGGGCGGUUCUCAAUGUGCAGUGAUGAACUCCAUCGAAAACUCAUAGUCAAACGCCAAGUGAACUUCCAGCAGCUCGUUGUCUUUUCCUCUGCGACGCUUGCUGACAAUCCAGUCAUCUCGUGUCUCUUUAUUUGUCUCCUUG